GUGUUGCGUUCUCUGAAGAAACCCAUAACCGAUCGAUGUGUGCAUCGAAUCGCUUUUUACUUAAACGGAUACCUGUGUCUUUGCACGACUUCUUAUCGAGGGAAUUGCGUGGAAUUCGUGGUAGCUGGGAGUUAAAGUAAAUACAAGUGGUUAAAAAGUCUUAUUAUCGGGGAACUUUUUCUGGAUAUUUUCUAAAAGUACACAGAGUGAUUAGCGCCGUCUGUAAAAUUGAAAAUCGACGGGCGAUUAUUUGUUAGUCUGGACGAUCGAUUUGAGGAAAGGUCCGGCAAUUAACUAAUUCAGGGCAGAACGGGGGAGUGACUUUGGCGGAUAAGCGCGUCCGAGGGGGAGAGAAUUUCGGACAAAGGGGACCUGUGACAAUCCUCGGGUUCUUACCUUGGGAAUCCUUUUUACCUGGCUCAGUUGGUGCGUGUCCUUCAAGCGGACAGUGUCUCGGAGAAUUGGAAAGUGAACACGAGUGACAAGUGGUGUGUGCGAGUUAUCUAAUCGGAAGGCCAGGCGAUAUCUCGAGGUCCUGUGUGUCACGUUAUCUCUGAAACGACCGGAUAACGGAGCAGCGUGAAAUUGGACGAAAGUGAAGUAUCGAAGUGUGAACAGAAACCGCCGCCGCGUGUAAAAGGAAGGAAGAAAAAUGCUCCUCGCUGUUUCGUUCGUCGUGCUGUCCACCGCCAUUUUGGCGUUCUCCGGCGUGGCCAUUGGAACCCCUGUGGUCAUGCAACCUGACGGACUCACCCUGAAAAUCGUCCACACCAACGACAUGCACUCGAGAUUCGAGCAGACGUCGAAAUGGUCGACUGUCUGCGUGAAGAGGGACAUCGAAGCUGGGAACUGCUACGGAGGAUUCGCGAGGAUAGCGACUCUGGUGAGGGAGGCCCGGAAGUCCUCGAUUCCAUGCAUCUUCCUGAACGCCGGUGACACUUACCAAGGCUCCACUUGGUUCACCGUCUACAAAUGGAAAGUUGUGUCCAAGUUUCUCAAUCUUCUCGCACCGAAUGCCACGAGCUUGGGAAACCACGAGUUCGACGACGGUGUGAACGGUCUGAUCCCUUUCAUCGAGAACGCCGCGUUCCCUGUACUGACGUCGAACAUGGAUCUCAGCAGACAGCCGAAUCUAGCCGCGACCAAGUUGCAGAAGAGCACAGUUCUGACGGUGAACGGUGUGAAGAUCGGUGUGAUCGGUUAUCUCACAUCGGAGACGAAGAUACUCUCGCAAUCGGAGAACGUGAUCUUCUUGGACGAGGUGGAGAGUAUACGCAAGGAGGCGGGGAUACUGAAGGAGCAAGGUGUACGAAUACUGAUAGCGCUCGGACAUUCCGGCUUCGAGGUGGACAAGAAGAUCGCCAGAGAGGUGGAGGAUAUCGACAUAGUGAUAGGUGGACACACCAAUACCUUCCUCUACAACGGUGAACAACCUGACGCAGAGGUGCCCGAGGGACUCUAUCCGACUGUGGUGAGGCAGAACGUGGUGCAGGCUUACGCUUACACCAAGUAUUUAGGUAAUUUCACGGUGUCGUUCGACAACAACGGGGAAGUGACCAGCAUCUUUGGCAAUCCUAUACUCGUGGACAACACCGUCGAACAGGCGGCAGAUAUUUUGAAAGAAUUAGAAGAAAUGAGAGGGGCCAUUGAUAAUAUUAGCCUGACGGAAGUUGGAAAUACUCGUGUACUUCUUGAAGGCGGCAGCAAAGUUUGCAGACGAAGGGAAUGCAAUAUAGGCAAUUUAAUUACAGAUGCUAUGAUCGAUUAUAAUGUUAAGGAAUAUGCAGGUAGAACUGGUUGGACAGAUACUGCAAUAGCUUUUCAUAAUGGUGGUAGCAUUAGAUCUUCUAUCACAAGAGCCAACGAUGAUAAAGUUACCAUGGGAGACAUCCUUACUGUACUACCUUUCCAUAAUACUAUAAUAAAAGUAUCGAUGACUGGGGAACUGAUUAAGUCCGUUCUAGAAUGGAGCGUGUAUAACUUAGAAAUUAAUAAUACCGCGAAUUUGGAUGGUGCAUUUUUACAAUUCUCUGGACUUCAGGUAAUAUAUGAUUUAACUCAACCAAAAAAUUCAAAGGUGGUAUCGGUACAAGUACUAUGCGCACUAUGUAGUAUUCCUAUGUACAAUGAACUUCAAAAGAAUGAAAAUUAUAGCGUACUUCUACCGGAUUUUAUGCAGAGCGGUGGUGAUGGAUAUUCUAUGUUGAAAGAUCUCCAAGCUGUACCUAUUGGUGGCACAACGGAUGAGGCACUAGUGGAAUAUUUAAAGAGACAUAGUCCAGUACAUCCUGGUGUUGAAUGGAGAAUCACUUUUGUAAAUGGACAAAAGGGACGCGGUGUUUCUAACAGCGUUCAUCAGUCUUUCAGAUUGACAAUUUUGUUAUCAAUAAUCAGUUGGUUAUUCGUAAGAUAAAUACUCGUGUGUAGGAUAUACUUUGAACAAUUGACAUUCAGUAUUUAAAACUUUAUAAUUUAUAUGAAUUUUUAUGCACCUUCCACCUUUUUCACUACCUCAAACGUAUACUUCAGCUAAACGAUUCGACGCUGAGCAAGAAUAUCACCGGAAUAGCUGUUUAUUCGUAAUCGCUGAAAACACUUCGAUCGAUGUUUUAAUUAUCACUUUUACUGUAUCGUUGUUUUAUUCUUUGGAUUUACAUCAAUCAGUACACAUACUUUCAAGUAUAUUUGUUCGACGCGUAUCAAUAUAUUUCAUACAUCACAUU
Messenger RNA from Habropoda laboriosa, 2723 nucleotides. Its product is annotated as protein 5NUC-like. Gene Ontology annotation, molecular function: nucleotide binding; metal ion binding; 5'-nucleotidase activity. Gene Ontology annotation, cellular component: plasma membrane. The record is from RefSeq and is a predicted model, not a curated record. Lineage: Eukaryota; Metazoa; Arthropoda; Insecta; Hymenoptera; Apidae. Gene Ontology annotation, biological process: AMP catabolic process.